UUGGAAGGGUAUUGGAAAUCAGAUUACAUUUAAUUUUCAUGUAAUUAAAACCAAACAGCCCAAGAAGUGUAGGUGCAAUGGAACCAUCGAGUCGCCCGAUGAAACAGCCGUUGAGUUUCACCUGAAAUAUAUAAGUAAGGCAACAACAACAACAACAACACCAACAGCAACAACCACAACAACAUUGACAACCACGCAGCGUUGUCAAGGUAACACCGGCCCAAGCAAUUGACAGUUUCAGGUACCAAAACAAAAAAAGGAAAACGCGCACACAGCAGUAAAUGGAAAAGCAGCUCAAAGACAGGCCGCGAACAGAACGAAAGAAAAAGGACACCAGCAAGGACGAGGACGAGAGCACCUGUAAGGAGUCGGGAAAUUGUUCACGGAGCCACAGCGAACAGCAAGUGGAAUCUGUGAUUCAACGGAAACCAGCGCGCGGAAGUGCGCAAAAACAGGAAUUCACUGAAAAAUCAUUAAACAAAGGGCACCCAACCACGCCCAAUAACAACGCAGCGCAACACAGCAACAACAACCAAAGGGAGGGAACAGGACACAGCACAUCAGCACUUGAAAGACACCAUGAAUUACUACGAUGAGGAGAUCACAAUCAGUGGCCCGGACAGCAAGCAUCUGAGCAGUGUGCAAAUGGACAGGUCAUCGAGGUCUGAUGCGGCUGCCAGAGGCCAGACUGGAGCAACUGCAGCAGCAGUACACUCUACAGGCGGACAACGGGCGGCCAGGCAACGCAAUUUGCAGCUGCAGGGUAACUCGGCGGAUGACGAUGGCCUCCUCCAGGAUAUUAUCGAUCACGAUGACGAGGCCGAUGACAGCGACGACGAUGACGAUGACAGCGAGCUGCAAAUGGCUGGCAGUGGACUGGGCAUGGCGUCAACUGCGCCACGUCCGCAGACACGUCCUGGCAGCACACGCAAUGCAAAGCAGCCGCAGAUCGCCGAUGACCAGCUGAGCUUUGGCAGCUCGGACGAGGCAGCUGGCGGAGAGCAUGCGAGUGGCAUGAAGUUGGCACAUCAGAAGCUACCGAUGCCAGCGCAGCAGCGACGCAGUGCUGGGCAGGCACAGGAGAUGAACACGUUCAAUUUGACGCCCGACAAGUGGGAGCAGCUGCCACUGCAGCCGGAACUCAAAGAGAUCUUUCCCUACAUACUCAAGUAUACGCCACAAACGAUUGAGACGCCCUAUCAUCUGCAGCCCUUCAUCCCGGAGUUUGUGCCCGCCGUGGGCGAUGUGGAUGCCAUGCUGAAGGUACAGGCACCAGCUCUGUUGCAACCGCAACGUCAACGCGAGCUGGAUGAGCAGUUGCAGCGAUUGGGUCUAAUGCUGCUUGAUGAGCCGUCGGGCACACAAAGCGAACCCAGUUUGCUCAACAUGAAGUUGCGCUCCGUGCUGAGCGGCAGUCGUGGCACAAAGCCGCGUCAUGGUGGCGCCUACUCGGCAACGAUGGUGCCCACAGCCCGAUCUGCCAAGGAUAUUGAACGCUGGAUUGGUGAAGUGGAACAGGUGCACAUGACGCAAUCCAUGUACGAUGCACAGCCGCGUAAGGAUAUCGAUGCGUUGCUCGAGCAUUGGCCACACUCGUAUGCCGAGCCAGCGACCAAGGAUGCUCUCGACCAGGCCUAUCACUCCUGUCUGCAGCAGCAAAUCUCACUGGGCGAUUAUGUGCGCGUGCUUUGUGAACGCUUUGGCGUCGAGGGGCCGCUGGAGACGCAAUCGGAUUACAUACACAACGUUCAGACGCUGUUUGCCCUCUACCUGGCCGCGAGUCAGGCCUGGGAAUAGACAGAGAGGGGAAGAGAGAGAGAGAGAGAGUUGGGUGAGGUGACUGCACUAAUAACGCUAAUGGCUUCGAUUAAGUGACAGCCAGACGCCGUUUGUUUGCCUUUGUGUCGGGAUGCCCCUUUGGCUGGCCAUUAAAUCGUUUGCAAAACCGUUAGUCUCCAUAACUUGCACGUUUGAUUCGUUUUGCGGGUGAACAAGAGGGAAGCUUCAGUUUGGUGAACGGUGAAUAGGGGGGGUAGGGGGUUCAUCUGGUGUCUGUUGGUCUGCUGCUUUCUGUAGUGCGAAUUCAUUUUGAAGGCGCUGUGAAUGCAACUGCGCUGGCGACAACUUGCGAAAUUGCCGCCGUUGUCCGCUUUGUCUGCCAUGCCGCAUCAGCAGCUUCCAGCGACAAAAAUGAAAUUUGGUUCACCAUUUUUUUAUGCAUCGCAACCGUUUCCCGAAUGGGGUAUAUUUGUAACAGCUUGCAUAGUACACAAAGUGCAGCAUACUUUUAGGCUGCAUUUGUAACUAGCAAGCAGUUCCCAACACUGCUUGCACUGCUUUCUGGCUGUAAUUUCAAUUAGUCACCUAAACAGGAUAUAUUUCAGUCGUUCAUUUGAGAAUGCGGCUGUUUCACUGGCAUUUUUGUUGUUCCAGUGCCGCACUCAAGUGCCAAAAGGCAACAAUGCAGUGCAUUUGGACGCCAAGGCACGGAUGUUGCAUUGAAAAUGAAAUGAAAAACUCUGCUGAAAAGUUGACUGAAAUGCAACAGAGUGGCAAAUAAGAACAACAAGCAACUGCAAUUGUCGCCGCAUCACCAGCAGAAAAAGUGUCUCGCAUAAAAGCGAAAAAACGAAAGAAACAAAAGCCGCCAGCACAAUUCCCAUAGCAUACUUAUUGGGGCAAACCAAAAGCACGCACGUAUAUUAAGUAGAAUAUCUGUACAGCAAGAGCAAGAGCAAGAAAACAGAGGGGCUGAAUCUCAGACCAUAGUAGUUAAACCAAUCAUGCACUUGACCAAACCGCCAGCAACAACAAAUGCCUAAUUAGAGCCGCUUAAGACAACAUUGACCUGACCAAAGCCAGCGACAUCAACAUCGAUGCCUGUCUGUCGUCGCUGCUGCUGCUGCACUUGCAGUUGACGACCUUAAUUAUGCGUAAACCGGUUAAGACCCAUUAAUGCCAUUUUCGAUGCGCCUACGCCUGCUGCAGACACCACUGACUCUCUCGGCCAGCGUCCUGUGGGCGACUGUCUGGCCAACUGUCAAUCAAAGUCCGCCGCCAUCAUAUGCAAAAUGCAUUAUGCGCCGUAAAUUUUGCACCGCCUUCUGCUCUGUGUGCAGUUGCAAGUUACAUGUGAUUGACGUUGCCAGCGAGAGUCAUUAACAACCGUGCGAAGGCCAUUAGUGGUAUUUUCUGCAAGAUUAACUCCUUCCCGCAAUUAAAGACCACUUUUGCAGUACUUAAAUAAUGUUCAGCUACA
Drosophila nasuta is the source of this 3259-nucleotide messenger RNA. RefSeq names its product intraflagellar transport 46 (gene IFT46). The record is from RefSeq and is a predicted model, not a curated record. NCBI's taxonomy places the organism in Eukaryota, Metazoa, Arthropoda, Insecta, Diptera, Drosophilidae. Gene Ontology annotation, cellular component: microtubule organizing center; intraciliary transport particle B; motile cilium. Bases 580 to 1797 code for a protein of 405 amino acids. Gene Ontology annotation, biological process: cilium assembly; intraciliary transport. The transcript is spliced from 2 exons.